CCACCAAAGCAUAUAUAACGAGCCCCGUCCUACACAUUCCACCAGUCCCGCUCGUUGGGUCUUGUAGUUUGCUCGGCGGUUUCCGAUUUUCUCGCUCGCCGCGUCGCCUCCGCCCUACAAAAACCCCCGUUUCCCCUCUUGGAUCCACUUUUCCCACACACGUCCCCCAAUCCUUCUCUCCGUUUCCGAUCUCAGAUCCAUUAAUGGCGUAGGGGGAUCUCGUUCCCGAUCGAUUCCCCGCGGAUCGGUCUAAUGGCGGAGAGCUUUGCUAGGGCAAAUGGUGGCGGGAUGAGGAGGGUGGGGUCGAUGGAGUGGAGAUGGGUUUCGCAGGAGGUGAACGAUGCGGAAGAAGGAGAGGAGGCAGAGGAAGAAAAGGGGACGCAAAGAGGGGACAUGGAAUCGGAGGAGGAGGACGAAGUGGAUCAGAAGCUCAUCAGGACGAGCCCUCGGAUCGAUUGGUUCGAUGUCGAGGCGCUCGAAGUCACGGGAAUGCAGAAGAACGAGGACGAGGAGUUUGAUUUGGGCAGGACUAUGGUGCUCACUCUUCAGACGCUUGGUGUUGUUUUUGGAGAUGUUGGUACAAGUCCACUAUAUACUUUCGAUAUGAUGUUUAAUAAGUGCCCUAUUCGUGGGGACGAUGAUGUUAUUGGAGCACUCUCUUUAGUUCUAUAUACUUUGAUCUUGAUACCACUGGUCAAGUAUGUCUUAGUGGUGCUUUGGGGCAAUGACGAUGGUGAAGGGGGUACUUUUGCUUUGUAUUCACUAAUCUGUAGAAAUGCAAAGGUCAGUCUUCUCCCAAAUCAAAUACCAUCUGAUGCUCGCUUAUCAAGUUUCCGACUCAAAGUUCCAUCCCCAGAACUAGAGAGGUCUUUAAAAGUCAAGGAGCAUCUCGAAUCUUCAGAGGUGUUGAAGAAGUUGCUAUUAGUUUUAGUGCUUUUUGGGACCUCUAUGGUCAUAGCUAAUGGAGUUGUUACACCAACAAUGUCAGUCACGUCCGCUGCCAGUGGUUUGAAGGUUGAGAAAUCCAACUUCCCGCAAGACAAAGUGGUGAUGAUCUCGGUUGCAUUGCUUAUAAUCAUGUUCAGUGUGCAGAAGUAUGCGACUAGCAAAGUAGGGCUUGUGGUUGGCCCUGCUUUAUUGAUAUGGUUUUUCUCUCUUGGGGGUAUUGGAACUUACAAUCUCAUAAAAUAUGGCAGUACGGUUUUCAAGGCAUUUAACCCUGUUCAUAUAUAUUAUUAUUUUGAGAGAAAUUCAUCCCAGGCUUGGUUAUCUCUCGGUGGCUGCAUUCUCUGUGCAACAGGGUCUGAGGCGAUCUUUGCAGAUCUUUGCUAUUUUUCUGUAAGAUCUGUUCAGUUCACUUUUGUGUUUCUGGUUCUGCCUUGUCUUCUUCUGGGAUACUUAGGUCAAGCUGCAUUUCUUGUUGCAAACCAAACCACCUCUGACCAGAUUUUCUUUUCAUCACUUCCAAGUGGAACUUUCUGGCCUGUUUUCUUGAUAGCCAACAUUGCUGCACUGAUUGCUAGUCGGACAAUGACAACAGCGACUUUUUCAUGCAUAAAGCAGUCAGCAGCACUUGGUUGUUUUCCACGCCUUAAAAUUAUUCACAUCUCGCGGAAGUUUAUGGGCCAAAUAUACAUCCCUGUCAUAAAUUGGUUUCUAAUGGUUUUCUGCUUGGCGUUUCUUGUCUUAUUCGGAGGCACAAACGAGAUUGCCAAUGCAUAUGGUAUUGCAGAACUUGGCGUUAUGAUGAUGACAACUGUAUUAGUUACCAUCGUAAUGAUUCUGAUCUGGCAAAUCAACAUCUUCUUAGUUGUAUCCUUUGUAACUAUCUUUCUCGGCUUGGAGCUCAUAUUCUUCUCUUCGGUUUUGGCUAGUGUGGGAGAUGGAAGUUGGGUUUUAUUGCUUUUUGCAGCUUUUCUAUUUUCUGUAAUGUAUAUAUGGAAUUACGGGAGCAAGCUAAAGUAUGAAAGCGAAGUCAAACAGAAGCUUCCCAUGGAUCUUAUGAGGAAAUUGGGCUGCAAUCUCGGUACUGUUCGGGCUCCGGGUAUUGGUGUGGUUUGUAACGAGCUAAUGAAAGGAAUUCCGGCAAUUUUUGGGCACUUUUUGACUACCCUUCCUGCAAUUCAUUCUAUGAUUAUAUUUGUGUCUGUGAAGUACGUGCCAGUUCCAGUAGUUCCACAAGAGGAAAGGUUUCUUUUCAAGCGCAUUUGCCCUCGGAGCUACCACAUGUUCCGCUGCAUUGCCAGGUAUGGGUACAAAGAUGGGAGAAAGGAAAACCACCGGAUAUUUGAACAGCUCCUAAUCGACAGUCUCGAGAAGUUCAUACGCAAAGAAGCCCAAGAACGGUCAUUGCAAAGUGAAAGCGAUUAUGAUUCCGAUGAUGAGGAAGAGCGAUCACAUUCUAGAAUCGUCAUGGCUCCGAACGGAAGCCUUUACUCACUCGAUUUCCCCCUCUUGGGUGAUUUUGUCCCUACAAGAAACUCUAGUUCAGAAGCGAGCACUUCUUCUCAAAAGCCGCAGUCAUCUGAACCCGUGCCGGAUUAUGCGCAGAACCUCGAACUGGAGCUCUCAUUCAUAGAGAAAGCGAAGGUGCUGGGGGUCGUUUACCUUCUCGGAAAUGGUACUAUUAGAGCUAGGAAGGACUCUUGGUUCUUUAAAAAGUUGGUUAUAAAUUACUUCUAUGCGUUCUUGAGGAGGAACUGUAGGAGGGGGAUUACAACAAUGAGCAUCCCCCACACACAUCUUCUGCAGGUACGGAAGACUUACAUGGUCUGAGAAUCUUAUUAACUGAUUUUGAUUCACAAAUUUAUGGAUGAUUUUGAAGGGAUUUUAUAUGUACUUAACUAGUUCUGAAGAUCAUAGUCGUAUUAAGGAAUCGCAGGAUAAAUCAGAAUAGCGGCUAACUUCUACGUUCUUUCUGUUGUUGUUCUUUUUGUUGUUUUCAGUAAUUUGUUUUCUCUAGCAUAUCCUAGGGAGUGAUACUGCUCACAAACUUUUUUCGUCUUGCUGAUAUGUCAAAAUAUGCUAUUGUGAUAAACAUCAGUGCAUAAAAUCUUUUCUUUUCUUUUUUUUUUGUCUGUGAA
Ananas comosus (pineapple) is the source of this 3083-nucleotide messenger RNA. Its product is annotated as potassium transporter 7-like. Gene Ontology annotation, cellular component: plant-type vacuole; vacuolar membrane. The record is from RefSeq and is a predicted model, not a curated record. The coding region runs from base 253 to 2775 and encodes 840 amino acids. The transcript is spliced from 10 exons. Gene Ontology annotation, molecular function: potassium ion transmembrane transporter activity. NCBI's taxonomy places the organism in Eukaryota, Viridiplantae, Streptophyta, Magnoliopsida, Poales, Bromeliaceae. Gene Ontology annotation, biological process: potassium ion transmembrane transport.